UUAGUUUGGGUGGGGAAGAGCUUUAGGAAGUAGCCAUGGCUCUGCAGCUGUAUGGAGAUCUGAGCUCCCAGCCCUGCCGCUCCGUCUACAUCUUCCUGAAGAAGAAUGCCAUUCCUUUUGAGUACAAGGAGGUGCAGUUGUUCAUGGGAGAACAGUAUGCUGCACAAUUCCAGAAAAUCAACCCCUUGGGGAAGGUGCCAGUUAUAAAGGAGGGGGACUUUGUGCUGACUGAGAGUGUGGCCAUCCUGAAGUACCUGGCUGGUAAAUACCGGACCCCCAACCACUGGUACCCCUCCGAUCUGAAGCUGAGAGCCCGUGUGGACGAGUACCUGGCCUGGCAGCACACCAAUCUGCGCCCACACGCUUCAAAAGUCUUCCUGCUCAAGGGUCUGGUGCCGGUCAUUGCUGGGAAGCUGGAGUCAGACACCGGGUCGACGGCAGCUGUGAACGAGCUGAGCCAGAGCCUGGGGAGGUUCCAGCAGAAGUUCCUGCAGGACAAGCCCUUCAUCGCCGGAGCUGAGAUCUCUCUGGCAGACCUGGUGGCCAUUGUGGAGCUGAUGCAGCCCCUGGGUGCCGGUUAUGACCCACUCGAUGGAAACUCCUCCCUCACCGCCUGGCGAGAGCGGGUGAUAUCCGCGGUUGGGCGAGGUCUGUUUGAUGAAGUCCACGAACCGGUCCUAAACACACAGCAGAGGUUGAAGUGGAUUGCAGAGAACCCAGCCAGCUCUGUUAGAAGCCCUAAAAACGAUGCUCCUCAAAGAGGGGAAGUAAAGUGUGGACCCAGAACACUCUCAGCUCUCCUGGACCCUGAGCCUGCGGAGAAGGCACUGUCCCACACGCCUGGAGACACACGAGGGAAGUCAGAUGUUGGAGCAACACACGAGUCAGGCACCAUCCCUGGAUGGAAAUGA
Hypanus sabinus (Atlantic stingray) is the source of this 911-nucleotide messenger RNA. RefSeq names its product glutathione S-transferase theta-1-like. The record is from RefSeq and is a predicted model, not a curated record. Lineage: Eukaryota; Metazoa; Chordata; Chondrichthyes; Myliobatiformes; Dasyatidae. Gene Ontology annotation, molecular function: glutathione transferase activity. Gene Ontology annotation, cellular component: cytoplasm. Bases 36 to 911 code for a protein of 291 amino acids. Gene Ontology annotation, biological process: glutathione metabolic process. The transcript has 5 exons.